GUGCUCAGAGGCAGCUCUGUCAAAGUGGGUGGUGGUGGGAGAGUGUUGGGACAGCUGUACUCAGCACAUCAGGCUGGGCUUUGCUCCACAGUCAGCAGCAUGAGAGAUCAGAUAGACCUGCUGGCCACAGUCACAGUUCUGGGGGUCCUGGAGCAAGCCUAUUUCACAAUGCAGGUGAUCUAUGCCCGUCGGAAGUACAAGAUUUCCCCUCCUGAAACAAAAGGUCACCCCGAGUUUGAGCGGACCUUCAGAGCUCAGGCAAACUGCUCAGAGUACUUCCCAAUCUUCAUUUCCCUCCUCUGGGUUGCUGGAAUCUUCUUCCAUCAAGGUGUGGCUGCAGCGUGUGGGCUCCUGUACCUCUACACCCGCCUCAGGUACUUCCAGGGCUACACCGUGGCUGCCCAGGGACGGUUGGGACCGCUGUAUGCCAGUGCCUGGCUGCUCUGGGGGCUGGUGGGGCUGGCACUGGCCGGGCUCCUGGCACAUUUCCUGUGGCCCAGCUCCUCCACAUGGAUGGCAGCACUGCUGUGGCCUCUCCAGCUCCGUGGUGCCUGGUGAGAGGGGCCACAGCUCUCCCCAGACCCACUGCCCCUGUCACAGGGGAGCCAGUCUGUGGCACCAUCGGAGAGAGAAUAUUUCCCUGGCUCUGCAUUCCCUGCUGAAGAGAGGUGGAUGCUGGCACUCCUCUCCUCUCAGAGAUAAUUUCCCUCUAUAAAGCAAACGGUUUCCAGCCCCUGCCCCUGCUGAGGAGCUUCACUGCUGGGCUUUGUAGCACUGUCUGCUCCAAAAUGCCUCUGGCCCUGCCUCAUGGAGCACAGAUUGACCUACAUGCUGCUGUCUCUCCUCCUUACUGCUGUAAUGAUCUGUGUUGAAGA
Molecule: messenger RNA, 875 nt
Organism: Ficedula albicollis (Collared flycatcher)
Lineage: Eukaryota; Metazoa; Chordata; Aves; Passeriformes; Muscicapidae
Product: leukotriene C4 synthase
Exons: 5
Coding region: 100-558 (152 amino acids)
Biological process (GO): leukotriene biosynthetic process
Cellular component (GO): nuclear envelope; endoplasmic reticulum; membrane
Molecular function (GO): leukotriene-C4 synthase activity; glutathione transferase activity; glutathione peroxidase activity
Source: RefSeq, a predicted model, not a curated record